GAAGACAGAACACUUGUGGUAAGACACCCACCCCCGGGAGGGCGAAGAACAAGCCACACGCUGCUUUGAAGAGUCCAGCCCCAAGCAGAACUGCAAGGGCAGACCCUGUUCUGGCCACCUGCAGUUUGAAGUCAUCACUUUCAAUCCCCCUGUGACUAGGGCCAGGGUCUUCACACCUGCGAGAGGAAGCAAAGAUCUAAGCGAUCUGAAUUUUAAGAGAGAAACUGCAGCUGUCGGUUUGUGGGCCGGAACAUUAUUGGAAACAAUGAAUUUCACCGAGGCCAACUACGGAAUGGAAGAUUAUACCGGCUCAGAUUACUCCAUGUAUCCAGAGACCGAGCCAUGCUAUCUGCAAGAGGUCAGAGACUUCACCAAGGUGUUCGUGCCAAUCGCCUACUCCUUAAUCUGUGUCUUUGGCCUCCUUGGCAAUAUUAUGGUGGUGAUAACCUUUGCCUUCUACAAGAAAGCCAGGUCCAUGACUGACGUCUACCUAUUGAACAUGGCCAUCACAGACAUACUCUUUGUCCUCACCCUACCAUUCUGGGCAGUUACUCAUGCCACUGACACUUGGAUCUUUGGCAACACGAUGUGUAAACUGAUGAAAGGCACGUAUGCGGUCAACUUUAACUGUGGGAUGCUGCUCCUGGCCUGUAUCAGCAUGGACCGGUACAUUGCCAUCGUCCAGGCGACCAAAUCUUUCCGGGUACGCUCCAGAACACUGACGCACAGUAAGGUCAUCUGUCUGACGGUGUGGUUCGUUUCCAUCAUCAUCUCAAGCCCCACAUUCUUCUUCAACAAGCAGUACAAGCUGCAGGGCCGUGAGGUCUGCGAGCCUCAGUACAAGCUCGUCUCGGAGCCCAUCACGUGGAAACUGCUGGGCAUGGGACUCGAGCUGCUCUUUGGCUUCUUCAUCCCUUUGCUGUUUAUGGUGUUCUGUUACCUGUUCAUCAUCAAGACCUUGGUGCAGGCCCAGAAUUCCAAGAGGCACAGAGCCAUCCGAGUCGUGAUCGCUGUGGUUCUCGUGUUCCUGGCUUGUCAGAUCCCUCACAACAUGGUCCUCCUCGUGACUGCAGCCAACACGGGCAAAAUGGGCCGCAGCUGCAGCGCCGAGAAAGCCCUGGCCUACGCCAGGAACGUGGCUGAGGUCCUGGCUUUCCUGCACUGCUGUCUCAACCCCGUGUUGUAUGCCUUCAUUGGACAGAAAUUCAGAAGCUACUUCAUGAAGAUCAUGAAGGAUGUGUGGUGUAUGAGGAGGAAGAGCAAGGUGCCUACCUUCUUCUGUGCCCGGGUUUACUCAGAAAGCUACAUCUCCAGGCAGACCAGUGAGACUGUAGAAAAUGACAACGCAUCGUCCUUUACCAUGUAACACGAGAGCACAAAACAGCAUGCCCCGAAAGCCUUUGUGAAAGUUGCUAUUACAUGUGAAAAAAUAAAAAAAGAGAGAGAAAAAGAGAGAGAAAAAAAAAGAAAGUAAAAGAAA
This is a messenger RNA of Rattus rattus (black rat), 1480 nucleotides long. RefSeq names its product C-C motif chemokine receptor 6 (gene Ccr6). Gene Ontology annotation, molecular function: C-C chemokine receptor activity. Gene Ontology annotation, cellular component: membrane. Lineage: Eukaryota; Metazoa; Chordata; Mammalia; Rodentia; Muridae. The transcript is spliced from 2 exons. Gene Ontology annotation, biological process: thymocyte migration; immune response; G protein-coupled receptor signaling pathway. The record is from RefSeq and is a predicted model, not a curated record. The coding region runs from base 266 to 1366 and encodes 366 amino acids.